Messenger RNA from Zingiber officinale, 1708 nucleotides. Its product is annotated as VAN3-binding protein-like. Lineage: Eukaryota; Viridiplantae; Streptophyta; Magnoliopsida; Zingiberales; Zingiberaceae. The record is from RefSeq and is a predicted model, not a curated record. Bases 84 to 1436 code for a protein of 450 amino acids. The transcript is spliced from 7 exons. Gene Ontology annotation, biological process: phloem or xylem histogenesis; leaf vascular tissue pattern formation; auxin-activated signaling pathway.
CUGGAUCUUUGAAAACAGGCCACGCUCCUGCAACUGCCUGAUCGCCGGCACUGGCAGCUCCUCCACUCGCCCUCACUGCCGCCAUGGAAGAAGCUGGCGAUCCCAGGCUGCCGGAGCUUCCUAUGGAGUUCCUGUCCAGCUCGUGGAGCGCCUCCUCGCUUGAGGUCUCCAAGGCCCUUGGGCCAGCUCCCCCGGCGCCGGCUCCCCUCCUGCCGACCCUCACGAUCCCCGAGGACGCUGCAGGGGAGGUGGACGAUGGUGGCGCUCCUGCGGCGGCCGUCACAGGGAACCCUUUCUCCUUCGCUUCCUUCGCUUCCUCCGCUACCUCGCAGCUCGUCAUGGAGCGGAUCAUGUCGCAGUCGGAAGUGUCGCCUCUCACGUCAGGUCGACUAUCCCACAGCAGCGGGCCUCUGAACGGCGGUGGAUCGCUUUCUGAUAGCCCUCCCGUCUCCCCCUCCGACACGGACGACGUCAAGUAUGGCGCUACCGGCAACGCGCUCAAGCCCCAACCUUACAGAGGCACAAGCAAGACAGUGGGGAGGUGGCUGAAGGACAGGAAGGAGAAGAAAAAAGAGGAAACCCGAGCCCACAGUGCGCAACUCCACGCUGCAAUUUCGGUGGCCGGGGUGGCCGCGGCCGUCGCUGCAAUUGCCGCUGCCACCGCCGCAUCCUCUGGUUCCAGCAAGGACGACCGCGCCGCUAGAACUGACAUGGCGGUGGCCUCCGCGGCUACACUCGUCGCCGCCCAGUGCGUCGAGGCCGCCGAGAGCUUGGGGGCAGAGCGCGAGCAACUGGCGUCCGUGGUGAGCUCCGCCGUCAAUGUCAGGACUCCAGGCGAUGUAGUCACUCUAACGGCCGCCGCUGCGACUGCGUUGAGGGGCGCAGCUACGCUGAAGGCGAGAGCGCUGAAGGAGGUCUGGAACAUUGCGGCCGUGAUACCAGUCGAGAAGAGCGGGGUUGCUAACCACCACAACCAUCGCCACCGCAAGCAAGAGAAGGAAGUAGACAGCAACAACAGCAGCUUUAGCGAUGAGAUCGUCCUCGAGGAGAACUUCUUGGGCCUCUGUAGCCAAGAGCUCCUUGCGCGAGGGACUGAGCUCCUCAAACGGACACGGAAAGGCGCGCUUCAUUGGAAGAUCGUCUCAGUUUACAUCAACAAAAUGGGUCAAGUUAUGCUUAAGACGAAGAGCAAGCAUGUCGCGGCGACUAUCACCAAGAAGAAGAAAAAUGUUAUCGUGGAUGUGUGCAAGGACAUCCAAGCCUGGCCUGGCCGGCACUUGCUCGAGGGCGGUGAACUCCGCCGCUACUUCGGACUGCGGACGGCUGAGCAACGGGUCAUAGAAUUUGAAUGCCGGAGCUUGAGGGAGCACGAGAUGUGGACUCGGGGUGUGUCUCGCUUGCUCAACAUCGCCAAUGAGAAGAAGCAACUCUCAUGAACAUGAAUGAUGAACUCAAAUUGCUACCUGUAGAUUCCUACCAGCUGGGAAUUAAGAUUGUAUAAUUAUCCAAGCUAAGUGGUCGUUGGUGUUGCCCAUUUGGUUCUUCUUGUCUGUUGUUUGUGAGAUUAUUAUAGCUUCUGCUGCUACAAUCUACUAAGUGGAUGAAGUCAACUGUGGUCUGCCAUUAUUGUAGUGUCAUUUGUGAGAAGGAGCUUUUGACCGACACUAAAGAAGCAAAGAAUCCCACGUAAUUCCUUUGUUUAUUUAUA